AGUAGAAAAAAAAGCGAACUGAGCAGCUGAUGAAAACAAGGAAGUGAAUGCUGUCGGUCGGAGCCGGAGCUGGAGCUCGUCUUCUCCUGUUAAGUGAAAGUAGAUCAGUGGGCAGCUCUGUAACUGAAUUCAACUCAGUGUCUGUGCUAAGGAAGUGCUAGCCUGCAAGCUAAUAGCUCCACUGAGUCUGUAUUCUCUCACAACAAUUCCGGCAGAGACAGACAGAAUAGAGAGGGAGAAGGGGAGGACAAACUGAGCCUCAGUCCUAUACAAACCAGCAAGUACACACAGGAGUGAGUUGCACACUGGUAAGCCCCACAGGGGUUCACUGAUCUGAUCCCUAAAAUUAUCAUCAGCAACCAUGAACAACCAGGGGGAACCCUGGGAAGGAAGCAUGGGUCAAAAUCAGGAAGAACUCCCGCAGAUGGAUGGGUCAUGUGACGCAUGUGAGCCUGAUGAGGCCCAACCAGCCACACAAGUUUGCCACACCUGCAGCUUUGCCUUCUGCUCCGCUCAUGCCGACAGACAUGCCAGCAGAACACAUCACCUGCUGACGCCAUACAAUCAUGAGGCAGCACAAGCUCAGAGCCUUGGAAUGGACAGAGACUCUGGGAUUGAAGCAGGAGCUGAGGGUGGGGUUGCAGCUGGAGAGGAGGGGGAAAUGGGGGUGGGCAUGGAGGAUGUAGCUCAGAGAAACAUGGCUCUGUUUGAAGCAAGGACUUGGGAGAUGGGGCCGCUUGGAGCGGCAAGGGUUGAGUCAGAGGAAGAGGGUGACCGAGUAGAAGGGGCAGCACAGAAUGGUCUGCCACCGGAGGCAGAAAUGGAUGCGGGGGCUGAAGGUGCAGCGGCAGGGCAGGAGGCCAUGGCUGCUCCAGAGGCUGGGAAGAGGGACACUGUAACGGUGGAGAGGCUGCGCUGCAAGCAACAUGGACAGGAAGGCUCCCUGUAUUGUAAGCCAGAUGAGCAGAUCAUCUGUGUUGUGUGUGCUGUGCAGGGCGAGCACCGUGAUCAUGAGAUCAUCACUCUGCACGAAGCCUAUCUCUGGCAGAAGAGCAGGGAGGGCUAUGACCUGCUGGGCUGCACACAGCAGAUGGCUGAGAAAAUCAAGACCAAAUGGAGCAAUCCUGAGAUGUCCACAGAGGAGUUAGAGGCUUAUGUGAACACCCAAUUUGACGAGCUCCACAGAUUGGUGCGUCUGGAGGAGAAGAGGACCCUCCACCUGGUAGACCUUAAAGAAGCUUUCUUGACAGCCUCUGCUGCCGAGAAAAUUGCAGAAAUCACGGUCCACACCGAGCGCUUGCAAGAGGAGAUGGCCAGCAUCACACACCAGCUGUGUCUGCUUGACCAGGCCGAGGCACAGGCAGCAGGGCCUGCAGUGGCACCAGAGGUCCUCUUAGGAGGGCUGGGACCACCCCCCAGACUGCCGCACGACAUUGAGGCCAGGCCAAGGUUGCCAGAGCCAAGGCGAGACCCCAUGGACCCCCGGGACUACGAAGAUGAUGAGCCUGGACCGUCGAUGGGCCACGCCCCCUGAUACUGGUGGAUAUUGGCCAUAUAUACCUAUCCUUAAAUGUCUGCACCAGCCCAGCCCCCAGCCCCCAGCCCUGUUGAGCUGCAAGUCUGGCCAUCCCCAUCUGCCGUGUUGCCCUGCUCCCCUCCCCUCCAGAUGCCUGCCGACAGUGAGCUGACCUUGAGGAAGGCUGGUGUGACAAAUAUGGAUGGCCACGUCUUCUCUGCUCUCAAACUUUUUAAUUCCUCACUAGCUACUAACUUUCUUUAAUUGAAGCACACCAGUUCUGUGCAAUCAAUUACCAUCAGGCUCAAUUUCCACAGCCAGUCAGAUCCUUGGCUGACUGGUGAGCCUGGCUGACUCAGAGAGGAGUCUGGGUAGGCAGCCGAGCGGAGCAUCUGUUAAGCCCAACAGAUGUCAGAAAUGGAAAAUUCUAUGACAGGGUGCGCUUCACUGUUCAUUUAUUCGCGAUCUAAUUUUUAUUCUGUCGUUUUGACACACAUAAUGGACAGCCACACACAUAAAAA
Myripristis murdjan (pinecone soldierfish) is the source of this 2037-nucleotide messenger RNA. It is a transcript of the gene trim44, whose product is annotated as tripartite motif containing 44. The coding region runs from base 362 to 1534 and encodes 390 amino acids. Gene Ontology annotation, molecular function: zinc ion binding. Lineage: Eukaryota; Metazoa; Chordata; Actinopteri; Holocentriformes; Holocentridae. The transcript has 6 exons. The record is from RefSeq and is a predicted model, not a curated record.